Telopea speciosissima is the source of this 459-nucleotide messenger RNA. Its product is annotated as protein BIC1-like. The coding region runs from base 1 to 459 and encodes 152 amino acids. NCBI's taxonomy places the organism in Eukaryota, Viridiplantae, Streptophyta, Magnoliopsida, Proteales, Proteaceae. Gene Ontology annotation, biological process: blue light signaling pathway. The record is from RefSeq and is a predicted model, not a curated record. The transcript has a single exon.
AUGAGUGAGCAGAAUUCUACAGAACCUAACGACCUGCAGGUUGCUGCAAGUACUACUCCCUCUAAACAACAAGAGAAAACCACCACUGGAGAUUCAAAUGUGUACAAAGAGUCGGAAGAAGACGUUAUCAAAUUAAAAGGCACCACAGAGUCUGAAAAGAAACAAGUCGAAUUGCAAGGCCAGUUUCCAGAUGAUCAUGUUGUUGAAAAGGAAGAAAACGACGAUGACAUUAAUUCAGAUGCAACACCAGAGGACAUUUCUGGACGUGAGAGACUAAAGAGACAUCGUAAGGAAGUAGCAGGUCAAGUCUGGAUACCAGAAAAGUGGGGUAAGGAGGAAUUUCUCGAGGAUUGGAUCGAUUGUUCUGCCUUCAAUGCAUCUCUGGUUCCCACUGGAAUAAUAUCUGCCAGAGCCGCUUUAAUCGAUGAAGGACCACGAGCCAAAUUCAGGUGGAAUUAA